GUUGUGAGCUGCGGCAGAGACUGGUGGCUGGAGGAGACGCCGGCGCUGGAGAGUGCGCUGCGCCGCCGGCCGCUGAGGGACCGCGGGGUUCGCCACUGCUGGCUGCUUCCAGUGUUCGCCGAGAGGAAGCGCGGGGGAGUGCGACCGCCUCAAAUCCAGCCUUCUUGUUUGGUGGGACGACCGUCGGUUCUGUCCGGGAGGAAUGACGGGGUCAAGCUACAGACUGGGUCCACCAGCUAAGAGGUGUGGAAAUUAAAAGAACACACAUAUUUUGACUGGGGCUUUGAUCAACCAAAUGCUAAAAAGCCACAUAAAGAAGAUCCCUAAUAGUCAUUUCUCAACAAUUAUAUAGUCAACUGAUGUAACAAUGGUACUAAUAUUGGGACGCAGACUAAACAGAGAGGAUCUUGGGGUGCGUGAUUCCCCGGCAACUAAGCGUAAAGUUUUUGAAAUGGACCCCAAAUCUCUGACAGGUCAUGAGUUUUUUGACUUCUCUUCAGGAUCAUCCCAUGCCGAAAACAUACUCCAGAUAUUUAAUGAAUUUCGUGAUAGCCGCUUAUUCACAGAUGUUAUCAUUUGUGUGGAAGGAAAAGAAUUUCCUUGCCAUAGAGCUGUGCUCUCAGCCUGUAGCAGCUACUUCAGAGCUAUGUUUUGUAAUGACCACAGGGAAAGCCGAGAAAUGUUGGUUGAGAUCAAUGGUAUUUUAGCUGAAGCUAUGGAAUGUUUUUUGCAGUAUGUUUAUACUGGAAAGGUGAAGAUCACUACAGAGAAUGUACAGUAUCUCUUUGAGACAUCAAGCCUCUUUCAGAUUAGUGUUCUCCGUGAUGCAUGUGCCAAGUUCUUGGAGGAGCAACUUGAUCCUUGUAAUUGCUUAGGAAUCCAGCGCUUUGCUGAUACCCAUUCACUCAAAACACUCUUCACAAAAUGCAAAAAUUUUGCGUUACAGACUUUUGAGGAUGUAUCCCAGCAUGAAGAAUUUCUUGAGCUUGACAAAGAUGAACUUAUUGAUUAUAUUUGUAGUGAUGAACUUGUUAUUGGUAAAGAGGAGAUGGUUUUUGAAGCCGUCAUGCGUUGGGUCUAUCGUGCCGUUGAUCUGAGAAGACCACUGUUACAUGAGCUCCUGACACAUGUGAGACUCCCUCUGUUGCAUCCCAACUACUUUGUUCAAACAGUUGAAGUGGACCAAUUGAUCCAGAAUUCUCCUGAGUGUUAUCAGUUGUUGCAUGAAGCAAGACGGUACCACAUACUUGGGAAUGAAAUGAUGUCCCCAAGGACUAGGCCACGCAGGUCCACUGGCUAUUCUGAGGUGAUAGUUGUCGUUGGAGGAUGUGAGCGAGUUGGAGGAUUUAAUCUUCCAUACACUGAGUGCUACGAUCCUGUAACAGGAGAAUGGAAGUCUUUGGCUAAGCUUCCAGAAUUUACCAAAUCAGAGUAUGCAGUCUGUGCUCUAAGGAAUGACAUUCUUGUUUCAGGUGGAAGAAUCAACAGCCGUGAUGUCUGGAUUUAUAACUCACAGUUAAAUAUUUGGAUCAGAGUUGCCUCUCUCAAUAAAGGCAGAUGGCGUCACAAAAUGGCUGUCCUCCUUGGUAAAGGGUUUCUUAAAACUUCUAUACUAGGCCAGUCGUGGUGGCUCACACCUGUAAUCCCAGCACUUUGGGAGGCCAAGGUAUAUGUUGUCGGUGGCUAUGAUGGGCAAAACAGACUCAGCAGCGUAGAAUGUUAUGAUUCCUUUUCAAAUCGAUGGACUGAAGUUGCUCCCCUUAAGGAAGCCGUGAGUUCUCCUGCAGUGACUAGCUGUGUAGGCAAACUGUUUGUGAUUGGUGGAGGACCUGAUGAUAAUACUUGUUCUGAUAAGGUUCAAUCUUAUGAUCCAGAAACCAAUUCUUGGCUACUUCGUGCAGCUAUCCCAAUUGCCAAAAGGUGUAUAACAGCUGUAUCCCUAAACAACCUGAUCUAUGUUGCCGGUGGACUGACCAAGGCAAUAUACUGUUAUGAUCCAGUUGAAGAUUACUGGAUGCACGUACAGAAUACAUUCAGCCGUCAGGAAAACUGUGGUAUGUCUGUGUGUAAUGGUAAAAUAUAUAUCCUGGGCGGAAGACGGGAAAAUGGAGAAGCCACAGACACUAUUCUCUGUUAUGAUCCUGCAACAAGUAUCAUCACAGGGGUAGCUGCAAUGCCCAGGCCAGUGUCCUAUCAUGGCUGUGUGACUAUUCAUAGAUACAAUGAGAAAUGCUUUAAACUCUGAAGACAGGAUACCUCACCGAAGAAGCCACACUGAUCCAAGAUGGGAGGUUUUAAAAACUCUAGAGUGGGAACUUCACAUAUCUCCUUUGUGCCAUAUGCAAAAAAAUAGUAAAAAUAAUAAUUUGGUGCCUUUCUCCUCAAAAUAUCAAUCUUUCAAACUAUAAUAAAGCCUUUCCUAUAAUUGAAAAAAAAACUUUUUUGUUAAAGGUAAUGGUGGUUGUUACUUGGCCUUUGAAGAGUGUACCUUUGUAAGUAUUUGUAAGAAGUCUAUGUGAAUUAGGAAAUGUCUGUCUGCAUACCUUUUAGGAACGUGUGAAUGGUGUCUUCACUUAUUAUGUAUGUUUAUCUGUAUGUAUAUUCCUUAUUUUGUCAUAUAUGUAGAGAAAAUUGCAUGACUUGAGGCAUCAUUUAGGUUGAAGAAGUUAAUGCUUAGAAUGCAUUCUAGGAGAAAAAAUCAGUUUUAAAAACCUUUGUUGCUAACAAAGUAUAUCCAGAUUGGUUAAUUUUAUUGAAGGGUUUUUUUCUGUAAUUGAUAAAAAUGUAAUGACAACAAUUCAGGCAUCAUAAAAUAUUGAACUAUUGUGACUUUAUUCUUAGAAUUGCUGUCUUACAUUAAACAUGUUUUUAGGGGGAAGUUAGGUAGGAGAUAGAAAAAUAAGUGCCCCUACAAGGGGGAUUAAAAUUACAAGUUAAUUCCUAAGAGAAAAAUGGAAUGGCCUUUGAAGGAAAAAUGACCCCCUAUGGCUCUCAAAGUUUUUAUGCAUCAUCUCUUCAAUCCUCUAAGAAAGCUUCUUUUCUUAACUUGAUAAAGCAGUUGAAACCCAUUUUGCAAUAUUGUUUUGUGAAAAACAGGGACAGACAGCCAGGCACAGAGACUCACACCUGUACUCCCAACUACUCAGCAGGCUGGGGCAGGAGGAUUGCUUGAGCCCAGGAGUCUGAGGCUGCAGUGAGCUAUGAACGCACACGGCACCCUAGCCUGGGCAACAGGGUGCAACACUGUCUCAAGAGAAAAGAAAAAGAAAAAUAGGGGUAGGUUUUCCUUCCUAGCCCAGUAGAGUUUGACCUCAUUAGUAUGGUGCUUUGGGUGAGGACCUCUUCCUUGAUUAUCCCACUUUCUAGUGAACAGCUAAAAUUCCUGAGAGUCUCUACUGUUAAGGUACCUUUAAUAGGAUAAAGCAGGGACCACCUAUCUCAGUGGGUCCAUUUUUCUUUUAAAAUUAGUUAUCUGAAAAAACUUAGCAGUAGUUCCCAUCUUUAAGGUAAGUCUUUCAUUUGGUCCCCAUUGUGUAAAAUACUAAUCAACAUUUUCAAGCUUCUGUACAACAGACUGCUUUUGUCUAGAUUCUCAACUCCACUUUAUAAAGCUUAUCAGUUUUCAGAGAGGAAUGUGAAUUUUUUUUUCUAAUGCAAAUAGAUGGAUAUGGCAGGAACUACAGCAUAAGUGAUUAUUGUGAUUCUGGGUGGACGGAUAUAAUUUACAACAUUUAGGGAUGUUCUAGGUAGCCUGCUGUAGUUUGACUUCCAGUCACUGUUGUCUUUCACAUUAUAAUUUGUAUAUUUCUUGUGAUAGAAGGGAUGAUGCAAAUAUGUAAUUAGAGUGUCACCAGAUUUCUGUUAAAACCAAGGUUGAAAUAAAAAGCCUAACAUUGGUAA
Molecule: messenger RNA, 3900 nt
Organism: Pan troglodytes (chimpanzee)
Lineage: Eukaryota; Metazoa; Chordata; Mammalia; Primates; Hominidae
Gene: KLHL24
Product: kelch like family member 24
Exons: 11
Coding region: 368-2245 (625 amino acids)
Molecular function (GO): protein binding
Source: RefSeq, a predicted model, not a curated record